Xenia sp. Carnegie-2017 is the source of this 2867-nucleotide messenger RNA. Its product is annotated as exostosin-2-like. NCBI's taxonomy places the organism in Eukaryota, Metazoa, Cnidaria, Anthozoa, Malacalcyonacea, Xeniidae. Gene Ontology annotation, cellular component: membrane. The record is from RefSeq and is a predicted model, not a curated record. The transcript is spliced from 15 exons. Gene Ontology annotation, molecular function: glycosyltransferase activity. Bases 245 to 2248 code for a protein of 667 amino acids.
UUCAUCCAUAUUCCAUCCAAUAUGGUGGAUUUCUUGACUAUAUUGCAUGGUUCUCUCGACUGUCUUCCUAAAAACUGGGGAAGAUGUUCUUUAAACAUAAAGUAAACUGUCAAGAUAUCUGGAUUUUUAAAUAAUGGUGCUUUCGUAUUAUUUUGAGUAUGUAUACAUAGAAAUUUAACGUCGAAGUUUGUGUUGAUAUUUUGCAUUUUUGACCACUGUUACCUUGUAAUCAACGAUUUGUACUAUGUUUCGUAGAGUGAACUUUAAGCAACGGCUGUUAUAUAUUUUUAUUGUGCUGAGUAUUGUUGUCUUUUUUGCACUUAUAUGGUUGCUUUCUCACAACGAUUUAAAUUCCUCGAAUAGCAAAAAUAAUGGACUAGACAGCCUUAUUGUGAGGACGCUUUCGUCAGAUAAAACUUUGCCUCUGGCGUCCGUACAAAAUUGUAGAAUGCCUUUCAACGAGUGUUUUAAUAUCUAUCGAUGUGCUUACAACCGAGAAAAUAGAAUAAAUGUUUAUGUGUAUCCAUUCACGAAGUAUUUGGAUGCAUAUGGUGUGCAGAUUUCACCUGACAUUUCAAGAGAAUUUUACGACUUGGUGAAAGCAUUGAAGGAGAGUGUAUAUUACACAUCAAAUGUAGAAAAAGCAUGUCUUAUAGUUCCACCAAUAGACAUGUUGAAUCAGAGAAGACUUGAUGUUAAAAAUGUUGGUAGAAUUCUCAGUAAUUUACCCAGCUGGAUGGAAGUUGGUGGAUUGAAUCAUCUUAUCUUUAACAUGAUUCCUGGAAAUGCUCCAGAUUUUAACACAUCAUUGGAUGUGCCAAUAGAAAGAGCUAUUCUUGCUGGUGGUGGAUUUUCCUCUUUGCGUUAUCGUCUUGAGUUUGAUGUCAGUAUCCCUGUAUUUAACACCUUAACACAACUUUCUCAAAAUGAAAAUGCUUCACAGGAAGAUUAUUCAAUGAAGAUAUUUUUGCUGGCAACUCAACUUAACUAUAACAGAAAAUAUCGAUCCAUUCUUGAAGAUUUACAUGAGGAACAUGAUGAUGUUUUAGUUUUAAAGGAGUGUCUUAUCCACAAUGAUAAAAUUUAUUCAAGAUGUAAUGGAUUAACUAUCUAUAAAUAUCCUCUUAUUAUGAAGUAUGCCACAUUUUGUAUGGUUAUUCGGGGUGCAAGAUUGGGACAAUCUGCUUUGUUGGAUGCUUUAAUGAUGGGUUGUAUUCCUGUUGUUGCUGCUGAUGAUUAUGUCAUGCCAUUUUUUGAAGUUCUAGAUUGGUCCAGGGCCGCUGUCAUUAUACGAGAGGAUGAAAUUCAAAGUGUUGUCAAAAUCUUAAAAACAUACACUCAACAAGAGAUUAUUGAUAUGAAAAACCAGGAAUGGAACACUCCCAAUAUUCCUUCUCAAAGAAGUUCGUUUGUAAAACCACCAUUUGUCACCUUACCUCUUAUGUCAUCAAAAGAAAAAGGAUUUACAGCUGUCGUCUUGACGUACGAUCGCGUUCCAUUGUUAUUUCGUGUUUUGAAACAAAUCGACCGUACACAAAGUCUUGUUAAAAUUGUUGUAGUUUGGAAUAACGUGAACAAGCGUCCACCACCUGUGUCAGAAUGGCCAACAUUGACAAAACCUGUUAAGAUCAUUGAAACGAAGGCCAACAAGCUUAGCAACAGAUUUUUCCCGUACAACGAAAUCGAAACAGAAGCAGUUUUUUCACUGGAUGAUGAUAUUUUUAUGUUAACUGUUGAUGAAAUAGAGUUUGCUUUUGAGAUUUGGUCAGAACAUCCCGAUCGAUUGAUAGGUUUUCCCGGCCGCCUUCACACCUUAACUUCUGGUAAACUGAAAUAUGAAUCAGAAUGGCUUGAUGAUGUUUCGUUGGUUUUAACGGGUGCUGCGUUUUACCACAAGUUUUACAACCACUUGUUUACAUACAAGAUGCCGUCUAAAGUACGAGAAUGGGUGGAUGAACACAUUAACUGUGAAGAUAUAGCCAUGAAUUUUCUUGUUGCUAACUAUACACAUAAAGCUCCUAUCAAGGUAACUCCUCGGAAGCGAUUCAAAUGUCCAGAAUGUGUAAACGAUGAUGCUUUAGGUGUAAAUCAAACUCAUUUCAUAGAGAGAUCGAAAUGUAUUGAGGAAUUUGUACAAUUCUUUGGUUCUCUUCCCUUGGAAAGUGUCGAGUUUCGUGUGGAUCCUAUUUUACAUCUCAGUAAUGUAUCACGUUCUUUGAAGAGGUUCAAAAAUGUGGGGACAAUCUAAGUGAUCGUGGUCUUGUUGUGUAUUUUGAUGGUGUUUAUGGUUACGCCGUCUUUCAAUGCGGUACGAACGCACUUUCCCUGUGAUGAUCAAAAUACCAUUGUUCUCAUCCACAAAAUACAUCAAGAUGAAAGACACAGCGAACAGUAAGAUGAUUGCCUUUGAACAACGCAUGAUUAUGAUCCUGUAUCACGAACGUAACAGAUAUCUGUUUCUCUAUGUCUCUCUCUGUCUUCUUUACUUUUCCUCGCUUGCUUGUGUUUAAUACCUCGACUGUGUUGUCUUUAUAAAGUAUUUGUUAGGUAUCCCAUGAUACAUUGCAAUCCUGUGUCGAUCAUUAUCUGUAUCUUAAUUAACAGUUGAUAUGCGGCCGCCUUUGCCAGGCAGCCUGCAUCUUCCGACAAUUGUAUGCUAUAUUUAAAACGUUUGUUGUAGUGUUAGAGUGGCAGGUCUGAUAGAUCAUUUUAUUGAGAUAAGAGUUUUCAUCUUUUGAACGCAUUUUUUUCGUGAAGGCAACUUCACAAAAAGAAUUUUUUGUUGAUUGUAAAGAAGUGCUAAAAUACUGCCUGAUGAUAAUGUAGAUUUACAAUGUAGAUUAAAAAUGUAUAAGUUCAAUGAUCAA